This is a messenger RNA of Microtus ochrogaster (prairie vole), 3300 nucleotides long. It is a transcript of the gene Nlrp8, whose product is annotated as NLR family pyrin domain containing 8. The record is from RefSeq and is a predicted model, not a curated record. Gene Ontology annotation, biological process: regulation of inflammatory response. Bases 1 to 3300 code for a protein of 1099 amino acids. NCBI's taxonomy places the organism in Eukaryota, Metazoa, Chordata, Mammalia, Rodentia, Cricetidae. The transcript has 11 exons. Gene Ontology annotation, cellular component: cytoplasm. Gene Ontology annotation, molecular function: protein binding.
AUGAGUAAGGUAAAUCAGAGAUCCAGCUUACACCUCAACCCCCCUUCCAACUCUAGCAAUCUUACUUCUACCCAAACUUGGACACACACUCCCUCCCUUGACUCUCCAUGUGCUAAUGGGGUCAUGGUGUACAUGAGUUAUUUAAGCAAGACGGAGCUACAAACCUUCAAGGAGCUGUUGAUGGAAAAGAAGCUCCUGCCGGACUCUCUCGGCAUCACCUGGAAGCAGCUAAACGGAGCCAAAUGGGCAGAGAUGGUUCAUCUCUUAGUAGAGUACCUGCCUGGAGCACUGGCCUGGAAUGUGGCUCGUGAAAUCCUCGAGAAAAUGAACCAGAGAAGGAUUUCUUCCCUGCUACAGGAAGAGUUAGAGGAUAAAAUAAGGGAGUACAAACUGCGUGUGAUGGGAAAGAACUUACUUGUGUGUGACACCACCAUCUGGCCUGGAAACCAAGCAGACUUUCUGUACAUCAAUGUGAGAAACCACGAUGCAAUCUUGCCAUGUCUCUUCCUACCCAGGAGCCCCCAGGGGAGACAGCCUAAGACAGUGGUCAUCCAUGGAAUUCCUGGUAUCGGAAAAACAACGCUGGCCAGAAAGACGAUGCUGAUGUGGGCGCAAAACAAGUUCUACGCACACAAAUUUAAGUUUGCUUUCUAUUUCCACUGCCGAGAGCUGAACUGGGUGAGAGAGCGCAGCUUCUCGGAGCUGAUUGAGGGCCAAGGGCUUAUGUCUCAGGCUCUCGUGUCUAAGAUUUUAUCCAGACCAGAUCAACUUCUGCUCCUUUUGGACGGCUUUGAGGAGCUCACAUCUUCCCUCAUCACAAGACCAGCUAAUCUGGUGGAAGACUGGAACCAGAAGUUGCCUGGGGUUGUUCUCCUGAGCAGCUUGUUAAGCAAAAGGAUGCUUCCAGAAGCCACACUCCUGAUCAUGGUGAGACCGACCUCCUGGAGAGGAGUUAAAGUGUUAGUCAAGCGUCCCUCCCACGUCACCCUGACUGGAUUUAGGAGGACAGAAACGCUCGACUAUCUCAGGUCGUAUUUCAAAGACAGAAUGAAAAGGAAUCAAGUUGUGGAUUUUGCCAUGAAAAACACCAUUCUCUUGUCCAUGUGUCGGGUCCCUGUGGUGUGCUGGAUGGUGUGUCAUUGUCUAAGAAAACUGAUGCAGAAAAUGGUAAAUCUCACAGAGGCUUGUCCAAAUGCAACAUCUGUGUGUGUGUUGUUUCUGGCUACCCUGUUCCCAACCAUAUGGAAGAAACUUUCUGGCAGUAAUUACCAAAAGCAAUUGGAAGGUGUGUGCCGUCUGGCUGCCCACGGUGUAUGGGACCUGAAGAGUGUGUUUGAUAAGACGGACUUUCAGCAUGUCAAGGUGGAUGAGGCCACCAUAGACGCUUUCCUUCAAGUGAACAUUCUUCGAAAGCUAAAAGACAAAGGAGACCGUUACGUGUUUGCCUUGUUUAUCUUCCAGGAGAUUUUUGGCGCCCUGUUUUAUGUUCUCUUUUUCCCCCAAAGAAUUAUAUAUUAUCACCCACUGAGCCAAGUGGGCAUCCAGGAUCUGAUUGCAAUGUCGCGAUCCAGAGAAAACUGCGAGACUCAGAUGGGGCUUUUCUUAUUUGGUCUUUUAAAUGAAGCGUGUGCUGGCAUCGUGAUGAGGUCCUUCAAGUGCGGAAUAGGCUUGGGUAACAAGAGGAAGGCCAUAAGUGUGAUAACCCAUUUGAAUGACUAUGGAUGCUAUGACUGCUCCCAGCUCUUCCCCUGCCUGACCGAAAUCGGGGAGGAGAGCUUUGUCUGCAGUGCCCUGGAAAGCUACCAGAAAGUCUUUUUGAAACUCAGGAGCCUGAAGGACCUUCAGCUGUCUGCGUUUUGCCUUAGGCGCUGCCGAGGUUUGGAGAAAGUAGAACUGACUCUGUCGAGAGCCUUCUACCAGGACCUUUGGCCGGACUCAGCAGAUCCUACCCAGAGCACUCAACUGAGAGAGAAUAAGAUCGUCUUCAGCUGGUGGGAAGAUAUCUGCUCCGUGUUUGAAACAGAAACAAAUAAAGACCUGGAAGUGCUGAUGGUGACUGACAGCAUCCUGGAGGCCCUGUUCAUACAGAUAAUCACUACCACCCUGCAGAGGCCCCAGUGUAAAGUGCAAAGGUUACAGCUGAAGAACUGUGAGGCCACCUUUAUAGACUGGAUUCUGCUUACCAGCAAUCUUCAAAGGAACUCGCACCUGAAGGCUGUGCUACUGACAGCAAGCUCCCCAAACAUUUUUGGGGUGAAGUACCUGCUGCUGAGUUACCUCAGGGAACUGAUGCUGGAGAAUUGCAACCUCACUGAGGACUCUUGUCAAGAAAUUGCCCUCUCUCUCAGCCACAGUAAGCUGCUGACCCACCUGAGUCUGGCAGAGAAUGACUUGAAGGAUGAAGGAUCGAGGCAUAUCUGGAAUGCUUUGGAACAUUUAAUGUGUCCUUUGCAAAGACUGGUGCUGAGGCAGUGUUCUUUGACUUCAGCAUGCUGUAAAUAUAUGAUGUCACCUCUCAGGAACAAUAAAAGCCUGCAAAGUCUAGACCUGAGUUUCAACAGGCUGAUGGACGACGGGGUCAUCCUACUCUGUAAAGCUCUGGAAGAUACCAACUGCAACUUGUUGGUCCUGGAGCUGGAACAGUGUUGGUUCACCUCCGCCUCUUGCCGCACUCUGGCAUCCAUGCUCUGUAGGAACAGGAAGCUGAGGUACCUGGACCUGAGCAAGAACAUUAUCAGAAUCAAUGGCAUGCUGACCUUGGCCCUGGAGUUCUUCAGACAGAGGCGGGCAGACGAGGUUGUACUAAAACUGAACUUGCUGGUGGUCUUUGUGGAUGGGAACUGUGAAAAGUAUUCACACUGCGUCUACAUUUACCAGUUCCUGAUCCAUCGUUUCUUCGUUUGGCUGUUUGGGGUGAAUGUGAGCGUUGGUGUGGAUCAUGCCACCAUUGCGGACCACCUAGCCUCCAUCUUUGAGAAUCACCUAGGACCUGUCUUCUGGGGCAUAAUCAUUUGCAUCGUUGAAGACAUGAAACUCUUCAUGCUCUCUAAGAAAGCCAAGAAUGAGAUGAAAAUAAACAAAGCUCAGUGCGUGACCCAGAAGGUGGCAGUGGACCAGUUCAGAAUGACAAAGGAUCAGAUGAUGAACGGCCACCAGAGUUCUUUCAUGCUGAGGAACAAGAUUCAGAGGCAGACAAAAGUGAACAAGGUGAAGAAAAUGUCUGUGGCCAAUGAUAAGGGCAUUCAGAGAGGAGGUGGGGUCCUGGUGUCACUGGUGUGUUCACCUGAACCUUCCUUGUGA